UCAUUCGUGUGUUGACUUGCGUGAGUAAUCGAGAUGAACAGGCCGCGGAAAGAUAAGAGGAGAUGAAUGAAGCUACGAAGAGGAAAGGAGGAGAACUGUUUUGGAGAUUUUUUGACAGUUCAACAACUGGAAACUAACCUAUUUCGAACUUUGAGUGAAGUGAAUUGAGUGCUGCUUUUUCAUCGAAUUUGUGCUUGUGAGCUUAUAGGUGUUUCGCAAUCGCAAUCUGUUUUAUUUUGUGGUGUUCGUCAGUGAAAAGAUGUGCUGCAUCAGUGCAUCGUGCGUUUUCUACUCUGCUUUCGUUCUAUCCCAGUAACUCAUUGAAAUCCUGUAGGUACCGUUGUUCGAAGACUGAAUUUAUGGUCUGAUAAUUCCGAAGUUCAUCCCAUUGCAGUCGGUAAAGAAAGUUCAACUUACAGCUUUAAUGAAACGACGUAGCUGACCAGAAUUCCUCUUUUAACAACCCACCAGGCUGUCUUCAAAAUGGGUAGUAGCUGUGAAAGCUGUAUGACCAGGAUGCCUUAUGCAACGUUAAUUGCGACAAUUAUGUGCCUCACCGGGGUUGGUGUGUUCUGUGGGACAAUUUACCGUGGAGCCACUUUAAGUUAUCAGAUGUUGGAGCAAGUCUUCUACAUACAGUCAUCUUGGAUUGAACCUCUCAAACUCACAUUAAUGGGCAUCAGCGGUUUCAUGGGUGCAGUCGGACUGAUGAUCCUUUUCGUUGGAUGCCUUGCUACCGGUGCUACGAGGCAAAAGGUGUACCGUGCCUGGGGAGCUCGUGUUGGUGGUCGAAUAUCAUGCGCAGUUUUUAUGAGCAUAUCAUACAUACUACAAAUCGUCUGGUUGCUAAUAUUCAUUUUUCUGGUAAUUAUUACUCUGGUCUUCACUGUAUUUGUGAAGAUGUGUUCAAGUCAUCGAGUUCAGAAUCAUGAGUGCUUGAGCUUCCGACAGUUCGAUUUCUUCUUCCCUGAUGGACAACGACCAGAGCACAUGGAAGUGUGUGAUCAUAAAACGAAGGAAUUCUGCAAGGAUUAUGUAGAGAAAGCUGAAAUUAUGUUUGUCUUAUCUUUAAUUGCGUGCUUCUUCAUAAUUUUAAGUUUGAUCCACUACUUAAUGUGCCUUUCCGCCAAUUACGCCCACAUCAGAGAUCACGAAAAAUUCCAAGACCUGCAAGAACUCAAGUACCUGCAAGGCUCGGAUCCCUCAAUUCACUCGCGGGGUCGAUACUAGGAUACGGCACAAGAAAUCUUCAGGGAACUGACCUUGCCGCCGACGAUGUUUCCAUUUCACUAGGAGUUGUCGCGCAACAUCGAAAAUUUUAGUCACAUUCCUUCACAACCCUCCGUCAUGUUUAGGAGGAUUUAGGCUGAGAAACUUUUUUGUUUUAAUGUAACUAAUCAGUUUACAUUCUACUCAUGAAACUAACCCUCGGUGUGUAAAAAUGGUGUGAUUCCGCCCCAACAUUUGAGUGCACUACAUUGUUUGUGAAUAGAUCAUUGCAGCAUAUAAACGUCACAGAAAUUAAUAUAUGGCAGGUCCGAAGUUGUAAUCAAAUUUUUUCAUAUUCCUCCUUUUGAUGGCUUUUUUUACUGGAAGAUUUCAGUAGAUGUUAUUUUAUAGUUUCCAUUGCAUCUUUCGAAAAUGGUGAGAUGGAUUUCAAAGCUUUAAAAAAUGUGUGCUGAUGUUCCUUUGUUUAAGUUCAAUUUUUUUGCGAAAAAGAAGAUGUUGGAAAAAGUGCCACCCUUUUUGCACCUUGAGGUAUCAAUAACAUUGGAGAAUCUAUAAGUAUUCUUCCUUGGCUUUGACAAAUGUAAAAUUCAGAUCCAACUGGUAUGAAUUGAGAAUUUUUUCUUCACAUAUUGAUCUCAAUUGUCAUUUUUUACAGGAUCUAGCUCCUGUCUCUUAUUUGUCCUGGGCACAUGGAAUUUUUAUCUCUUGUUAAGACUUUUCAGAUUUUUAUUUAUUAGAAUAGAUAUUGUGUCUUAAAUUUUUAAUAUCUGACUCCGUCCAAGUUGUGUUCAGACCACACUGACUACUUAAAAAUUCCGUCCUCACUUUUAAGCCUUUAAUUGAAUCGCUGAGUUCACCGAUGAUCCGAUUUCGAAUAUUUGAAUUAAUGUAGAAAAGUGGUUUCUAGGGUCAGGUGUAACUUUUAUUUUAUUUUUAACCUCUCAUGAAUUUAACAUUGGUGAAUUUCAGUCAGUUCGAAAACAACUCAUCUCUGGAGCUUUCAUCUGUCAUAUUUUUAAAACAAAAAAAAGCAGGAACAUUGGCCUUUGAGUCUUUCAAAACGCCUGUAACAUACACCAUAAAUAUUUUCGAAUUAUUGAAAGUUAUCAGUUCUAAUCAGUUUUUUCUCUGAAUUCCAUUUUUUUACGUACAGAGGUAGGUGGUUUUUUAACUGAAUGAUUCAAUUGUUUAUCUCUUAAGAAAUGGAGAAUUUGACAGAAAAACAUUGAGUGUGCAAUUGUAGAGCAAAGAAUGGAAGCAAUUGGAUCCUGUCCUUGCUAUAAUUGUGAAUUACCGCCAUUAGAUCUGAUCAAUUGUUUUUAAAUAUUAUUUAAUUAUUGUCGAUCUCAAACAAAAAUCAACGGCAGACAUCCAAGAUAGAUUAUUGUUGAUCGUUGUCUGUUGGUUGACAAUCGCAUCCAAUGUUCCCUUUCAAAAACGUAGAUUAAAUAAAAAAAAGUUGAUGCUUUAGUAGCCAACAAGAUAAAAACUCCGUUGUUAGAGAGGAUUCCAUUUUCAGCACUGCAAAAUAGGUUGGCAUCAUACAUCACAUUUACGCGCUAAAAUUUGCUUUGAAUGUACGCUCCAUGUUUUUCUAUUUUCUUCCGAAAAGUCCUAGAUUGUCCGAAUAGUGUUCAUUUUAUUACUUCUCAAUCGACAAGAAAAAUCUAUGGCGACUUCAGUCUUUCACGCUAAGUUAAACAUUAACUUUUAUUAAUGCUAAUUCUACUUUACACGAAGUUUUCAUAUGAGAGCUCUCAGCAUGCUUUAUUUUCGCCGGAAGAAGUAUUUUUCUCAAACUUUGCUUAGCUCUCAGUUCAAGUUUAAAGUGUAGACAUUUUUUGGUGAUAAUGCAACACUAUCUUUCGAAAGCCGUUUUUGUUUGUAAUUUUUUUUGCAAGGAAAUAGCACAAACUGCCUUUUUUAUCUUUUAAAAGUACGAAAGCCUCAAGGGUACUCUUUUUUGUGACUGCAAUGCUUUACGCUCAAUCCCCUCAGGGACCGAAUUUUGCCGGGAAUACUUAGCACUCAAAUAUUCUCAUGAUGAGUAACGAUAACUGUCCAAGGGCCUCUGUCAGCAGCGCAGUUUCAGCUCAUGAACAAAAGUUAGAUUUCAGUGCAAAAGUGCCGACAUAAUUCGGUCCCCGAACGAAUUCAAUACUCAGAUCCAUGAAGAUUUCUUGUGGUGCCGCCUUUUAUUUUUCAGCUAUUACAUUUACUGACUCUUUUUUUCACUUUCUAGGUUAAUAUUAAGUCAGCGCACCAAAAAUAUUAUGUUUUUAUUUUUUAUAGUCGCAAUCAGAAUAUUUAUUUGUUCCUGUAAAUUUAAUACUUGCUUUUGAAUAUUUGCUUCUAUUUUUGACUGCUCUCCUGAACCGUAACUUGUUCUCAAUGUAAAGUACGAGCUUUGUUUUUUAUUUUCACAAAACUACAAGCAGCAAAUUAAAAAUAUGCCACUGUCCUCAGGAAGAGGGACUUUCCUUUGUGGAAGCGCAUUUUUAAUGAGGAAUUUUUUUCCUAGCUGAAUCAAAUAGUUGGGAUGUAAGUUUCAAAUGAAAAACCCUUCAAUAUCUCUGAGUGGAAGCUAUCAAAAAUUCAGUUCAUUUUUGCGCCUCAAGAGAGCAUUUAUUUCAAAUUUGACUUGACAAUCUUAAAGUUCCGAACAUGUCAAAAUGCAUCUUUUAAUGGAUUUUGCCCAGAGCUACGUCUUUUGAACAGCUUCAACCUCAUUUAGUUCAAGAGUAUUUCUGUAUUUUGAGGCUUAAGUGUUGUAAUAGUUGUGAAAAACGUCCCAUAGUAGUGCUAAUUGUAUUCAAUUUUGAAAUUUCCAUACUAAUGUCCUUUUUCCUGUGGAUAGUAGCACUUAGUUUCACAACUGGUGCCACUAAUUAAUCGCUUCUCAAUGGAGCUAAAAAGAUAUCGUAGCUCUUAGAAGGAUGGCUGGAAAAAUACAUUCGUAUAUUGGACUUUUCAAACAUAAGUUAGAAGUCAAAAACUAUUCUGUAUUUCUUCUUAGUGUCUCAUACUUUUGUAUAUAUCGCUUCUGCAUGAAAAAUAUUGCAUUACGAUUGUAUUGCAAUCAAAAUACGUUCUUUUUAUAUUGUAUUAUUUUAGAUUUUUCAUUGUCUGUUGUCCGCUCUUUUGUUAUGGUAGUACUAUGAGGUACCCUUUCCAGUGUUCUAACUUCACCUAAAAAUUUUUAAAACCACUUAGCAAGGAAGCUUAACUUUUAGGUUCCAUCUACAGUAUAUAAGGAGGAAAAUCAUCAUGCAUUAAUCUUUGGCAAUAAAGAUUUUUGAUGAUAAAUACAUAUCGACGGUGUAAGUCGGCAAUCACAUAACUCGGUUUACGAUGUCGCAGACUUCCUGUCAUACUUUAUUUUUUAAACAGAAAACUACUCAACGGCAAUUCUUUAAAACUGCCGUGAUUUUUCUUCAAACUUCAAGGAAUGAUGUCAAUUUGAUUUCUUUUAAAAAAAUAACAUUGAGGCGGAGAUUUUCAGACGCCGCAAACGAGUUAUGUGAUUGCCAACUUACACCGUCGAUAUAUGCUUUAGUCGGUGCAGCACCUCCUACGUUUAAGCACAAUUAACACAUGGUGAAGUGAGAACACUACCAUACAUACGUACAAUCAGUCUGUGUUCUUUUUUUCUUAUCUUUUUUUUUACAUUCGGCGAACUGUGCACCGAUUAUUCCCAACUCAUACGUUUUUUUCACUAAGUUUGCAAGUUACGCAAUAAGAUGGUAGUCAAAGUUGUAUGGAUGCUUCAACAAGGCACCUUUUUUCUUUAGUAUUAGACAUAAUAUAAGGUUGCUGAGUCAACAAGUUGUUAUUAGACGGUAACGAAGGCUUUAUUUUUGUAAAACUUGAAAAUUUGACUUUAUCCUUGAGGUGUAUUUAAACGAAAAAUUAGCGAUCAUCACCAGAAACGGAAUGUUUGAAUUUUUAUUGUUGUGAGGGGUUGUAAAGAAUAUGGCACAAUUUUUAUUUUUUAUACAUUGACCUAUUGUAAUGGUAAUAAAAAAUCCAGUUAAAAAA
Bemisia tabaci is the source of this 5268-nucleotide messenger RNA. It is a transcript of the gene M6, whose product is annotated as neuronal membrane glycoprotein M6. Gene Ontology annotation, cellular component: plasma membrane. The record is from RefSeq and is a predicted model, not a curated record. Gene Ontology annotation, biological process: neuron projection development. Lineage: Eukaryota; Metazoa; Arthropoda; Insecta; Hemiptera; Aleyrodidae.